AUGGCUCACCCCAAAGACCUAACGGACGCCGACAUGUCCAUCACCAAUGACUGGCCCCAAGCCAUUAGUGUGAUAGUUGGCAACAACGACAACAUGGAUGACACGUUUCCAAGCCCUGCCAAUAUUGCUUCAGGCUCCAUCGCCACAGGGUACGUGUCGGCUUCAUCCUUUCCUGGGCAGUCGUCCUUCGCCGUCACCUUCUCCGCGGGUGACAAGAUGACGGUUGACAUUGGCACUGGUUUCUACAAUACGGGCACCAAGCCCGAGAGUUUCCCGGACGGAAAGGCCGGGGCCAUCUUAGCUCCCGGCACGCCAUUUAGCACUGGGGUCGACUUCAACUUCCAGUUCUUUGAUGGGCCUGGCAUCCUGCCGGCCUUGAUCAACAGCGCAAUCCAGGCCAACCUUCCGGCUCUCGUUGCUUUCAUUGAUGCCCACGGCCUCAUCAUCAAAAUAUCGGAUACGAAUGUCCUCAAAAUCACGCAGCUUCAGAUCGACCCAUCAGCGGUCGUGUGCACCUACGCUGCUGGUCUUUCCGUGCCAAACUCGAGCAUCUGGAAUGUAAAUGCUAUUUUCAACAUAGCUAAAGGGACUAUCGUCGGCUCCGAGACUAUUACCAACGAGACUGGAAACAUCAACCUUUCCGUGAGCGACUGCUUCAUCUACCUCCAGGCCCAAGUCGACACAAGCCUCCAAACCGACCCCAAGGUGACGGCCCUCCAGUGCUCAUUUGGCGAUUUCAGCCUGAGCGGAACCAUCAUCACGGUUCUGGAGGCAUUGUUCCCCCUCUUCGCCGAGUUGAUUAAACUGGGAUUGACGCCGUAUCGUGCCGGCGGGGCUAUCAACACAGAUUUCAAUGCUACCAUCAUCUCCGCCAUCAACUCUGCCAUCUCCGCAGCGUUCCAUUCAACCAAGUCAAGCGACGGGCUGCUCGAGGGACCUGCCAACUCCCUUGGCCUCGAUAAGUCCAUUAUUCGUCCCGCCACAUUGUCUCGAUCGCCUAAGAACAUCGACCUAGCCAAAUGGAUGUCGGCACCUCAGAUCCAGGCCCUGCCACUCGGACAGCUGAAGCUUCCCGGCACGCACGAUAGCGCCACGUACGGGCUCACAGACGUUCUGAGUCAGAUUUCUUACGACGAUAUUGCGCUGCUCUGGGCCCUUAGCAAUCAGUCGGCGCCUGCCAAUGGCAACCCGCCCAUCCCCGCCAAGCCCUCGCCCGAUGACCCCAUCUACCUAGGCCCCGAACUGUACGACUUCGUCAUAGGCACGGCCGUCAACUCGGUCUCGCGCACACAGGACAUGAACAUCCUCCAGCAGCUACAGUCAGGUAUCCGCUACUUCGACUUCCGCGUCUACUUUGACUCGCGCGACAACACCUUCUACACGCAACACGCCUUGCGUGGGCCCGCCUUCUCCGACAUCCUCUCCCAAAUCCAGACCUUUAUCACCGCCAAUCCGUCGUCUGGCGAGCUGAUUUUCGCAUACAUCUCGCACACCAAUCUUAAGGGCUACCCAGAGCAGGUCCCCGCCCUCGCCAAGCUCGUCAACUCGUACAUCGCCCCGGGGAACAUCUACUUCCAGCCCACGCCCGCAGGGGGGUCCUCUUUUGAUUUCCAGUCCCUCGCUGGUACCACCGUCCGCGCCAUCACGGCUGGCGCGCCAAAGGUCAUGUUCCUCAACGGCGACUACGCCCAGUUCACCUUUGCCGAUACCAUCACCAACACGGGCGGGUACGCUUCGCUAGAGUCUAAGAACGAGCGCUACACUGUCAGUGAGAUGGCCUCGCAAGAAGGUCAGGCCCUCCAGGCCAACACCCUGCCGCUCUGGCAAGUGAGUUGGUCGCUGGGCGCCGACACGGCGACCAUCGUCCAGAAUAUCCUGGUGCUGCUGACGGGUGUAAAUCAGUGGUGCCUGCAGGACAUUGCGACUGGGGCGAACGCAGCGCUGGCCGGGUUCCUCGGCCAGUACGGUGGCGCGAGUGGCAAGUUCAACCUUGUUACCGUCGAUUGGUUGGAGCUUGGCGGAACGACGAGCGUGCCCGAGCUGAUUGUUGGCAUGAAUUAG
Messenger RNA from Lasiosphaeria miniovina, 2061 nucleotides. RefSeq names its product PLC-like phosphodiesterase. The transcript has a single exon. The coding region runs from base 1 to 2061 and encodes 686 amino acids. Gene Ontology annotation, molecular function: phosphoric diester hydrolase activity. The record is from RefSeq and is a predicted model, not a curated record. NCBI's taxonomy places the organism in Eukaryota, Fungi, Ascomycota, Sordariomycetes, Sordariales, Lasiosphaeriaceae. Gene Ontology annotation, biological process: lipid metabolic process.